Messenger RNA from Drepanopeziza brunnea f. sp. 'multigermtubi' MB_m1, 468 nucleotides. NCBI's taxonomy places the organism in Eukaryota, Fungi, Ascomycota, Leotiomycetes, Helotiales, Drepanopezizaceae. The record is from RefSeq and is a predicted model, not a curated record.
AUGACCAAGGCCAGCCCGCGCCGCAAGCAGAAGAUUGGUCUUCCGAAAAUUGCCCCCGGAGCUCAGAUGCAUGGUGUAUCCAAGAAGAGCCGCAUGCUGCCGCCGGGGCCAUACAAGACAGGAUACACGGCAUCGAUCCACAUUCCUACCGCAGCCGUACAUCCCCGCCGCCGCGACCCCACACAUGCCCGCGAGUCGAGAACCGAAGGACUCCGUUGGUUGGGACAGUCUCAGCUUCGGCGUGAGCCUCUCCGCCAACAACAUCGCUUUCGAUUUGCGCCACCCCUACGAAUCUACUUCGACUGGGAGAGCGACCGUGUGUGCUGGAUGUCGACCUUGAAGUCCCGUUUGAACGUGGAUGGAGCCACCAUGAAGUUCCAGGAGCACUGUAUCUCGCUUCAAAGAAUCUGCGCCGCUUGGCAAUCAACAGCCUUCAUCGUCGUCUCUUCAAUUAUUUCCUUCCCGUGA